Colletotrichum karsti is the source of this 1590-nucleotide messenger RNA. RefSeq names its product recombination protein rad52. The record is from RefSeq and is a predicted model, not a curated record. Gene Ontology annotation, biological process: mitotic recombination; double-strand break repair via homologous recombination; DNA recombinase assembly. Gene Ontology annotation, cellular component: nucleus. The transcript has 3 exons. NCBI's taxonomy places the organism in Eukaryota, Fungi, Ascomycota, Sordariomycetes, Glomerellales, Glomerellaceae.
UUGUCAUUCCGCUCCCAUAAUCCCACAAGAAAGAACGCGUUCGACAAGAUGCCCGCCCCGGGCGACCAACACAGCAACUGGGAGAAUCCCUUCGAGGAGCCCCAGAAGCGAAUGAGCGAAUACACGGCCCAAGAAAUCGCCACGCUCCAGAGCCGUCUCGAGAAGCAGCUCGGCCCCGAGUACAUCUCCGCGCGCGCCGGCCCCUCGGGACAGAAGGUCCACUACAUCGCCGCCGAGAAAUGCAUCGCCCUCGCGAACGAGGUCUUCGGCUUCAACGGCUGGUCCUCGUCAAUCCAGAACAUCCAGGUCGACUUCGUCGACGAGCACCCCCAGACGAUGAAGAUCAGCCUGGGGCUGUCCGUCAUCAUGCGCGUCACCCUCCGCGACGGCACCUUCCACGAGGACAUCGGCUACGGACACAUCGAGAACUGCAAGGGCAAGGCUGCCGCUUUCGAGAAGGCGAAGAAGGAGGGCACCACCGACGCGUUGAAGAGGGCGCUGAGGAACUUUGGCAAUGUGCUCGGCAACUGCAUUUACGACAAGGACUACCUCGCCAAGGUGACCAAGAUGAAGGUCGCCCCGACAAAGUUCAACGAGGUUGAGCUGCACAGGCAUUCCGACUUUGCUGUGAAAAAGGAGGAGAAGGCGCCGCCGCCGCCUCCGCCUAUUAAGCACGAGACGACGGUUGACUCGCUUGAGGACCUUCUUGAAGAUUUUGACGAGGCAGACUUCGCCGUGGUUGAGGGUGAUCACCCGGACGAGGUAUCGCUUCCAACGGCCGCAAAUGGCUCUUCAAACGAACGAGCCGCCAGUAUCGCCCCAGCACCAGCACCAGCACAACCGGUUCCUCCACACAUGCAGACCUCCAACCGAUCCCUAGGCAGAAGCACAUCAGCAGAAAAUCUAGGACGGGCCCCUCAGACGCCAAAUCAAGCACAUUCACGCCAUCAACCCCAAGCCUACGGAAACCGCCCUCAACCACCAAACCAACCUCGCGCCCCUACAAACCCUACAGCGCCGUCCGCGCCUUCGGCCCCGCCGGCCAACGGCAACAUGACAACCCCGGGCGGCCCCAACUCGGCCGAGCCGAUGGCCUUCUUCUCCGCACGUGCCGUACAGCAAAUCCCCGAUUCUGCUUUGCAGGGGAACAACGCUGACGCUCCUCUGAUGAUGCCAGCCGGGCAACAAGCCUUCAAUCCCAAGGCAGAGAGCCCAUCCAUACGAAAGACCCCCGGCAUAGACCACAACUCCUCCAAGCCCCUGACGCGCAGCGGCAUGCAUGUCCCUCCCACCUCGACACAGUCCGACGCGGCGCCGUCCAAGGGCUCGGGGUUCACGCCCGUCAGGCCCGCCGGUGCCGGUCCGGCGCCCAACCCCCAGUUCAGCCAGGCCAGACGUAUCGGCGCUCCGGGCGGUCCAGGUAGUCCCUUGGCCAACCGGGGCUCGUACCGUCCGCCGACGAUGAAGCGUCCCCUUCAGCAGGACGCCGGGGCUGGCAGACCUGCCCUGGCGGAUGUAUCGAAUAACGGGGCCGUGGGCAAUGCCCCUGGCGGAGGCGGAUUCGAUCCUAAGCGACAGAAAAUGUCAUGA